Messenger RNA from Ilex paraguariensis (yerba mate), 2409 nucleotides. NCBI's taxonomy places the organism in Eukaryota, Viridiplantae, Streptophyta, Magnoliopsida, Aquifoliales, Aquifoliaceae. The record is from the annotation of a GenBank genome assembly.
AGAGAGAGAGAGAGAGAGAGACUCUGAAUAAUAGUAGAGAGGCUGAAACGCGUCGCGUUUCUGAUUCUCCUCGUUUGCUCCAGUAUUAGUCACUGAAUCCGGAGGAAAAAAGCAGAAGAAAGAAACAGGGAGGAUAAAUUCUGUGUCUUGGUGUUUUUUUUUUUAAUAAGUAAUGCUAAUAAUGUUGAAGGGAAGGACCGAUUGGCCACCGAGUCUGACUCGAAUCUGCUGAAUAUUGGGGGAGUUGGUUCAACGCCUGGUUUUGAUUCUCCAGAAAGAAUAGGAAUCGGUGAUGGAAAAUGAUUCCAUUUGUCUUCCGUGUGAAGAUUUUGUGGACGAAUUUCUUAUUUCUUAAUGUGAUUGAUACUUGUGGUUACUUAAGCGCACUUUCGUGGAGAAAUUUCUAGUCUUCCAAGUUUGUUUGAAGAUUCGUUCAAGCCAUGCCCACACCGGCGAUGAGUAGCAAAAGGUGAGAGCUUCUUGGGCUUUUUACUCGGGAAAAUUUGAACUUGUUUUCAAGCUCUGCUCAAAAAACCCAAGGACUCACUAAUUCUUUGACCCUUUUCUUGUACAAUUUUUGGCAAUUAUUGGUGAGUUCUCAAUUUCUUCACUCUGUAUUGUUGCGGGGAAACAUUGCGGAUUUUUGCUUGGUGUUGAAUUUAGAAACUAUUCUCAGCUCUGUUUUGUUCAUAGUGACAACCACCUUGCUCUUUUGACUCUCUACCUUACUCAAGUGUGGGCUUUUGUUGAUUUUUGAGCUUCAACUCUUUCUCUUCCUUCACAUAGAGUUUUCUUGCUGUCUAUGGAUAAGAGAAACCAUCUAGUUCUUCCCCGCAGGAAAACAUCGAAGUUGGCCACAUUCUUCAUUUUCUACUUCCUCAUCACCACUGUGCAAUGCCAUGAGAGGCUAGUCAAGCAUAUCUCCACUGAGCCUCCGUCACCAUCUAAGGCCCCAGAAUUCAAGGAUAGAUUUCAGAGGAUUAUCUUGAGCAUAUUGUUUGGAGUCAUAACUGGAUUGAUUUGUGCCCUUCUAUUUGCUUGCGUAAUCCGAUGUUUCAUCAGGUACAUCAACAGAACUCCCAUUCUUAAGGGCCCAGUUGUGUUUUCUCCUAAAAUUCCACCCAAGACCCUAGAGUCAGCCCUUUCAAACGAAACCCUGUUGCUAGGGCCAAACCCUAAUAGUAAGUACUACAGAACUGUUCUUGACAAUGGGCUGACGAUUGCUGUCAAGAGGCUUGAGCUCUUUGGAAAUGGGUCUCCACAGAUUCAGAGCAAGUCGGCUAAGAAAAAAAUACAGCAGGAGCUUGAAAUGCUUGCUAAUUUGCGGCACCGGAAUUUGAUGAGCUUAAGGGCUUAUAUUCGUCAAUCCCUUGGGUUUUCGUUGGUUUAUGAUUAUAUGCCCACUGGGAAUCUUGACGAUGCAAUGACCAGAGUGAGAGAAAAUCAGUUGCAACUCAGCUGGGAUAUCCGGCUCCGGAUUGCCAUUGGGAUCGUUAAAGGGCUCCAUUAUCUUCACUUCAGCUGUACCCCUCAAGUUUUGCAUCACAACCUGAAGCUUACGAAUGUGAUGUUGGAAGCAGAGUUUCAGCCGAGGUUGGCGGACUGUGGGUUGGCUAAGCUCAUACCCAAUUUUGAUAGAGGUGCAUCGGGCUACACUGCUCCUGAGUGUUUUCAGAAUUGCAGGUACACUGACAAGAGUGAUGUAUUCAGCUUUGGGGUCAUAUUGGGUGUUCUGUUGACUGGUAGAGACCCCAUGGAUCCAUUCUUUACAGAAGCUACCGGUGGUGGAAGUCUGGGACGGCGGCUUCGGCAUCUGCAGCAAGCAGGUGAGGCUAGGGAAGCCCUGGAUAAAAGUAUUCUUGGGGAAGAAGUCGAGGAAGAUGAGAUGCUAAUGGCAAUAAGAAUUGCUGUUGUAUGUCUUUCUGACUUGCCUGCUGAUCGCCCCUCCAGUGACGAGCUUGUUUCUAUGCUAACCCAAUUAAACAGUUUCUGAAGACACACCUAAGUUGCUAUUGACACUUCAGUUUCUCCAGAUUUAGGUAAUUGAUUGUUUUGAAGGAGACUUCACUCACUGCCAAAGAGCUUUUGGUUGAUCCCACAGCUUCUCACGUGUAGCUGUCCAAUUUGUUGAUUGGGUUUUUCCGUGGAAGCAACCAAUCUGCUGUGACAUUUUAAUUGCCUUAUCAUCAAUCCAAAUGGAGUUGGCUCUAGUGAAUUUGUGAAGUGUCUAAAAUGGUGUUAAGGGUGCUGAUAGUGGCUCUCCACCACUGCAGUUUGUAUGUGUAAAUGACCAAUACUGUGUGAAGAAGCUAAUGAAAUUUAAAGAGAUUCCUAUAGUGCUUGAAACCAGUACUAUGUUGGACUGGAGACACCUGCUUUAAAGUUCUUUUAACAUAUAAUGAUGGUGGG